AUGGGCUCCACCCAUCACCCCCUCUCCAUAGCCAUAAUGGGAGGCGGCAUAGCCGGCCUCGCCCUCGCCGCCGCCCUCGUCAAAAAACCCCACCUCGACAUCCACGUCUACGAAGCCGUCUCUGCCCAUUCCGACGUCGGCGCCGGCCUGGCCCUCCACCGCAACGCCCUCGCGGCCAUGGCGCUUCUCGGACCGGAGGUCCACCAGGCUUACCUCGACAAGGCGAUCAACAUCGGCGAGGACGCGGAAGCGGAAAUGGCGACUGACAUCUUUUUUGCUUGUGGGCCUCACGCCAACACGGGAGCUGACCAGGAACCGGUCGCCGAGCUGGGGAGGGCAAAAGGACGAAAGAGCGUCAGUCGGGCGGACCUGUUGGCUGGGUUGCUUGGGUUGGUGCCGGGGGACAAGGUGAGCUUUGGGAAGAGACUGACAAAGAUUUGGGAGGAGGAGGAGGAGGAGGGGGAGGGGAAGGUCAAGUUUGAGUUUGGGGAUGGGACAAAGGGGGAGGCGGAUUGUGUUUUGGGGGCGGAUGGGAUACAUUCGGUUGUUAGGGGUUAUGUCGUUGGGGAGGACCAUCCGGCGAGACACCCGGUUAAUCACGACAGGUGGCAGGUUUAUCGGACGGUGGUUGCCACCGAGGACGCCAUCGAGGCCGGGGUGGAGGAGAGGUUUACGAGGACGGUCCCGAUUUUGCUUGGGCCGAGGGGGCAUGUGAAUUGCAUACCGAUGAACAAGGGGACGAGGUUGAGCGCUGGGGUUGCCGUCAGGGGGGCGGCGUUGGGCGAGAAGGAGGUUGACGGGCCUGGGAAGGGGGAUAAUGAGGGGCGAAGAAAAGAGUUGGAUGUCGGGUUGUAUAAAGACUACACUCCGGAGGCGAGGGCCAUUGUCGAGUUGGUGGCGAGGGACACGUCGGCUAGCUGGGCGGUGGGGGAUCAUGAUAACGCGCCGGUGUACUUCAAGGGGAGGGUGGCCAUGCUGGGGGAUGCCGCUCAUGCUAGUCUGCCGUUUGCUGGGAAUGGGGCCGCGCAGGCGUUGGAGGAUGCUGCGGUGCUGGAUCAUCUGUUUGAGAGGGUGAAGCAGCCGAGCCAGAUUGAGGCGGCACUGGGUGCGUAUGAUGCUGUUAGGCGGCCGAGGUCUCAGGAUGUUGUUGGCGUGGCGAGAAUGCUUGGACGCGCUUAUGCCUUUGCCGAGAGGGAUAUCCAUGAGGACCCGAAGAAGGCUAGGGUCUUUUUUACACAGGCUGGGCGGUUCACCAACGAGGCGGAUUUGACGCGGCAGAAUGAGGAAGCCAUGGCCAAGAUGGAGGAUAGUGUGAGGGGGGUUUCAAAGAACAACUAG
Messenger RNA from Podospora bellae-mahoneyi, 1338 nucleotides. RefSeq lists its product as uncharacterized. The record is from RefSeq and is a predicted model, not a curated record. Gene Ontology annotation, biological process: secondary metabolite biosynthetic process. The transcript has a single exon. Gene Ontology annotation, molecular function: FAD binding. Bases 1 to 1338 code for a protein of 445 amino acids. NCBI's taxonomy places the organism in Eukaryota, Fungi, Ascomycota, Sordariomycetes, Sordariales, Podosporaceae.